AUGUUCAAAUUACCUCUCCAAACCGCUCGUGGUGUCUCCAGGUCUGCACCAGUCUCUUUCAAGCGCCAGCUACGACCAAGCUCCAGUUCAGCGUCCGACCGCGCCGGAUACGUUGACCGAGCCGUCAACGAGCUCCAGGCUGCGCAGGGCGUAACGACUACCGGUCGCAUUGUCAACAAGAUAUGCACGCGCCUCGCCAACGAUAGAGCAACGACGCGUACAGAACAGCUGAUCUGGCUUGCGAAACAUGCCCUCGAUACAUCAGCAGCACCCAAGCGCGACACUGACAGCAGCAAGGCUUCGGUAUACCACAAACCCCAAGAGAAGCAAGAAGAUGAGCAAAAGUCAACUGCACCUGAGGCGGACGGCAAACGUUCUUGGGAGGGCGUUUCCGCAUGGCCGCAUUUGUGCGCCAACGAUGGUCCCGCCUACGAAGCACCGACCCUAGGGGACCUACCACCCGCAUACACCGAGUUGCCAGGCCAGGUCGAGAACGAAGAGCUGGGCACCAACGCAGUAGUCGCCGACGAUGGACGUGUUAAUAUCCGAAUCGAUCAGAAGAGCCGCGCGCUGUCACAACUCAUCCUCCCACAAAUACAGCGUCAGCUCACAAACGCGCAAGAAGAUCCUGAGCCGCCGCCACCGUACGUCCCAGAGUUCCUCGGCGGUGCGCCCGGUCAGCAGCCUCCGCCUCCGCUGAACGUCGUCAUACAAGUGGUGGGCUCUCGCGGUGAUGUCCAGCCAUUCGUCGCAUUGGGCAAGGUGCUCAAGGAUACGUACGGCCAUAGGGUACGGUUAGCGACACACCCGACGUUCAAGGACUUCGUUAUCGAGAAUGGACUGGAAUUCUUCAGUAUCGGAGGCGACCCAGCUGAACUUAUGGCUUUCAUGGUGAAGAACCCGGGGCUGAUGCCUGGCUUCGAUACAUUGCGCAGUGGUGACAUUGGCAAGAGGAGGAAGGGUAUCGCAGAGAUUCUGAGCGGCACAUGGAGAUCUUGCAUAGAGACUGGAAACGGUCUCGGUGUAGAUCCGCUCCAGCAGACUGUCGAAGAGUGGAUGGGUAUCGAGGACCAGCUGCCCGAGCAACUGCGCAAACCAUUCGUCGCAGAUGCCAUAAUCGCAAAUCCUCCCGCUUUCGGACACAUACAUUGCGCUGAGAAGUUGGGCAUACCUUUACACAUGAUGUUCACCAUGCCGUGGUCGCCUACACAGCAAUUCCCGCAUCCACUCGCCAACAUCCAGUCUAGCAAUGCAGACCCCACCAUCACAAACUACUUGUCGUAUAUCAUGGUCGACGUGCUCACAUGGCAGGGUCUGGGCGACGUCAUCAACAGGUUCCGCAAGGAUAGCCUUCGGCUGGAUCCCAUCAGCGCUGUCUGGGCGCCAGCCAUGCUCGCGCGUCUGAAAGUACCUUUCACAUAUUGCUGGUCUCCUGCACUUAUUCCUAAACCCAGGGAUUGGAACCACCACAUCUCCGUCGCGGGUUUCUACUUCCUGAACCUCGCCUCAAACUAUACACCAGCCCCGGAUCUUGCAGCCUUUCUCGAUGGAGGUGAGCCACCAGUAUACAUCGGCUUUGGUUCCAUUGUAGUGGACGAUCCAAAUGCCAUGACCAAGAUGAUCUUCGACGCCGUGAAGAUCACCGGAAAACGUGCGUUGGUGUCCAAAGGCUGGGGCGGGCUAGGAGCCGAUGAUCUUGGAAAGCCAGAUGGCGUCUUCAUGCUUGGCAAUUGUCCUCACGACUGGCUAUUCAAACGCGUGUCUGCCGUCGUACAUCAUGGUGGUGCAGGAACUACGGCAGCUGGUAUCGCAACUGGAAAGCCGACCGUUGUUGUGCCAUUCUUCGGAGAUCAAGCCUUCUGGGGAGCCAUGGUCUCAAGAGCCGGCGCUGGGCCUGAUCCCAUCCCAUACAAGGAACUCACCGCAGAGAAGCUUGCCGGAGCUAUCAACGAAGCCCUCAAACCGGAAACACUCGAUCGGGCGCAGGAGCUCUGCGACAAGAUCAAACAGGAAAACGGCACACAGAAGGGAGCUCAGUCAUUCCAUCAGAUGCUUAAUUACGACGAACUGCGAUGUGCUCUUAUGCCAGACAAGCCGGCUGUCUGGAGACUGAAGCGGACUGACGUGAAGUUGAGUGCUAAGGCGGCUACUGUACUGGCCCAACAAGGCGAAGUGAACUUCUCUGACAUGAAACUAUACCGCCCUCGCGAGUAUGUUCCUGAUGAAGGCCCUUGGGAUCCAGUUUCUGGCGCAGCUGGUGCUAUUAUGGGAACAGCAACCUCAGUGAUGAUGGGUGUUGCUGAUAUGCCAAUUCAGACUCUCAAACUACUCAACAUACAUCCUGAUGCCAGAUCUAAGAAAGGCAAAGAAAAGGCCACAGGUACCGAAACUUCGUCGACCGGAGAAGGAAGUAGUGGACGCCCGACGACAUCGAGGACGGCGACUGAUGCUACCGAUCGCUCAGGUAGAAGUGGGGCCGCAACACCAACUGCUGCUGAUGCUGCUGCUGAUCUGGCCCGGAUACAGGCGGACAACCCAGCAGUCAAGAGCCCUGGCUCUCCUGUGGCUGGAUCUGCAGCACCAUCCAACACUGGGCCAAAGCCAAGCAUGGCCGAGAAUUGUGAAUCUGCAGUAGACACUGGGAAGGGUCUAGCUAGGAUUGUUGGCGCUGGCUUCAAGUCACCCAUGGACUUCUCACUCAAUGUGGCUAAGGGGUUUCACAACGUACCGAAGCUCUACGGAGCAGAAGUGCGACAGGUCGAUAAGGUUACCGAUUUCCAGAGUGGCAUGCGAACCGCUGCCAAGCAAUUCGGCUUUGGUCUUUAUGAUGGCAUCACUGGUAUUGUGACGGAUCCUUACAAAGGCGCAAAGAAAGAAGGUGGUAUCGGCUUCGUCAAGGGAGUUGGACGCGGUAUCAUGAGCGUACCAUUCCGCGUCAUGGGUGGUGCUUGGUCGGUUCCUGGCUAUGCCAUGAAAGGACUCUACCAAGAAAUGGUCAAGAGCAAGGGAAAGAGCGUGCAAAACUACAUCAUCGCCGCACGUAUCGCGCAGGGCUACGAUGAAGCAUCCGAGGUAACGCAAGAAGAACGCGACGAGAUUGUGAAGAAAUGGAGUCACAUGAAGUGGGGUAUCAAGAAGAAGCGCAACGUUGGAGCUGAGCAAAUGGACUCACUCCAUUCACUUGUCCAGCAGAAGAAGGAUAGGAAGGAUAAGCGCUCUGCUAUACUCGACUCGCAUGUUGGUGCAGUAGCCCAGCCAUCAGCACACGCGAACUCCGUCCCACAAGGCAGCGCCGCAGGCCAAUACCCUGAUCCCCCACGCAGACGCGGUGUCGAGCCUGAGAUCCGAUCAACGAUUCCCAGCUGGCGGCAACAAGAAGCCGAACGAACACGCGCAUUAAGACGACAAGAAACCCCCACAUCAGGCUCCCCAUCAAUUGCAUCGUCAACCGCCCCAUCCCAACAAUCACAAGCCGAUCUCGAAGCCCAACUCCGAGCCGAAGAAGAAGAAGACCAACGCGAACUCGAACGCGCCAUCGCCGCCUCCGUCGCCGAAUCCUCGCGCGGCGACCCGGAAGAAGACCGCCUCGUCGCCUCUGCAAUCCGCGCUUCCAUCGCCGAGCUCGAAAACGCACCCCCUUCCAGUAGCGGCGCGCCGACCCAACAAGACGAGGAAGCAGCGCUCCACCGCGCCAUGGCAGCCAGUAUGUCCGAAGCCGGCAAAACCGACAUGACGGAAGAGGAGAGGAAGGCGCUUGAAGAGACGCUCAGAAAGAGUUUGUCUGAAACGAGUAAGCGGACAAGACGAGACAGCGAUCAUCAUGAAUGGGAUUCUGAUAACGAUACCGAGGACGAUGAGGAUUACAAAAGAAUUAUCGCUGAAUCGAAACAGCUUGCUCAGAUCCAUGCGGAGCAUCCGGAUGAAUAUGCGACGUCGACGCGAGGUGCGCAGCAGGAAAGCGGUGUUAUGGAUGCGAUGAGUCAGGCUAUCGGUGGUAGUGAUGCUGCUUCGGGUCAGACGCAUGCUUCUCCACCUCCUUACGCUCAUUCUUCCGCCCGUGCUUCUACCGCCCUCGGAGAAGACCAGACGCGUGAUCACGACAUAGAUGCGCGGGCCGCUCCUCCUCCACUCCCCCAUCGCAUCACAAUGCAAGACAACGAUAACGACGAUGAAGAUGCAGAACUAAAGAAAGUGUUGGCAGAAAGCGAGAAAGCGGAGAGUGAACGGAUUAGCAAUUUGGAGAAACAGAGGACCGAGGAGGAUAUUGUUAUGGAGUAUGUGCGGAGACAGAGUUUGCUUGAGGAGGAACAUAGGCAGAGGGUUAGGAACGGGGAGGAGAGUGCUGGAAGGUAA
This is a messenger RNA of Alternaria novae-zelandiae, 4353 nucleotides long. RefSeq lists its product as uncharacterized. The transcript is spliced from 7 exons. The record is from RefSeq and is a predicted model, not a curated record. Gene Ontology annotation, biological process: carbohydrate metabolic process. Gene Ontology annotation, molecular function: hexosyltransferase activity; UDP-glycosyltransferase activity. Bases 1 to 4353 code for a protein of 1450 amino acids. Lineage: Eukaryota; Fungi; Ascomycota; Dothideomycetes; Pleosporales; Pleosporaceae.